AUGCAGCUCCUUAAGAACGAUCAUGUGAUUAUGUUCGACAGAACCGAUUUUGGACCGUCGAAUCUGUCUUUACCUAAUGGGAAAUGUCUUAAUGACCCGACCGACACAGUGCUCCAAGUGAACUGCACAGCUCAUUCAGUUGAGUAUGAUGUUUUUGCUAAUAAAUUUCUGGCUCUCACAGUCCAAACCGAUGUUUGGUGCUCUUCGGGCGCCAUCAUGCCCGAUGGUAACUUGUUCCAAACUGGCGGUUUCAACUACAGCGAACGUCGGGUUAGGGUUUUUAGCCCAUGCAGGACGUGCGAUUGGAAUGAAAUACCCAACGAAUUGACGGUCAAAAGAUGGUAUGCAAGUAACCAUAUCUUACCUGAUGGGAGACAAAUCAUCGUAGGCGGUCGAGGACAGUUUAACUAUGAGUUCAUCCCUAAAAACAUCGUCGCUAAUAAGACCAACUUACCUUUCUUGUCGAAAACUAGCGACAAAGGAAUCGAGAACAAUCUUUACCCAUUUGUUUUCCUCAACAUUGAUGGAAACUUGUUUAUUUUCGCCAACAAUCGAGCUAUUUUGUUCGAUUAUGUGAACAACAUUGUUGUCAAAAAGUAUCCAAUGAUCUUUGGCGGUGAACCUCAAAGCUAUCCGAGCACUGGUUCGGCCAUUUUGCUUCCAUUGAAGAACUUGAAAGCUGCAGCCAUUGAAGCUGAAGUUCUAGUAUGUGGUGGUGCUUCUAAAGGAUCCUACCUUCAAUCUUUAAAAGGUAUUUUCAUGGCUGCCUUGGAUACCUGUGCUCGGAUUAAAAUAAUCGAUCUGAAUCCGGAAUGGGUCAUGGAGACCAUGCCUUUAGCUAGAGUCAUGGGUGACAUGAUAUUGCUUCCAAAUGGCAACGUCUUGCUUAUCAACGGCGCUAGUUCCGGGACGGCGGGAUGGGAACAAGGUCAGGACCCAGUUUUGAGUCUAGUCUUGUAUCGACCUGAUAACAAUAUCCGCUCACGAUUCGAGGUUCAAAAUCCAACCAUCAUCCCUCGUAUGUACCAUUCCACGGCUGCGUUACUUCGUGACGGAAGAGUUUUAGUUGGCGGAAGCAAUCCCCACGCGUUUUACAACUUCAUAGGUGUACCUUUCCUGACCGAACUGAGCUUAGAGGCAUUCUUAUCGGCGUAUUUGGAUGCUAAAUUUGCCAACCUACGACCGACCAUCAUUACUCCUAAGUCAAUGUCGGGGAUCCGAUACCAUAAGAAAUAUACGAUCCAAGUGGCGAUUAACAGCAACAAAGUGGAUGAAAGCUCGAUGUCGGUAACAAUGUUUGCACCAGCUUUCAAUACGCAUUCGUUCUCCAUGAAUCAAAGGUUGCUUAUUCUUGGGAAUGAUAAAGUGACGAAAGUGGGUAACUCGAUGUACAAUGUUGAAGCAACAACGCCGCGGUCUGGGAAUGUAGCGCCAUCGGGAUUUUAUUUAUUGUUUGUGGUUCAUUAA
This is a messenger RNA of Gossypium arboreum, 1467 nucleotides long. RefSeq names its product aldehyde oxidase GLOX-like. The transcript has a single exon. The record is from RefSeq and is a predicted model, not a curated record. NCBI's taxonomy places the organism in Eukaryota, Viridiplantae, Streptophyta, Magnoliopsida, Malvales, Malvaceae. Bases 1 to 1467 code for a protein of 488 amino acids.